ACUGCAUUUGUUACUGGUGCCGCUGUCAUCGCUCCCAUUGUCGUCGCUCCCGUUAUCGCUGCUCCCGCUACCGCACUGUUGUCGCGUCGUUGCCGCUGCCGGUACAGGAAUCAAUUGGUUGAAUCUCUUCGGAACAGGAUACAAAAUGAGGGUACUAUGGCAUACUAUCUGUUAUUGGACAACCGAUUUCGUGUUUCAAGUGGCUAUUUUGGAGCUGAGUUUCAAGAGUCCACG
Messenger RNA from Sphenostylis stenocarpa, 234 nucleotides. Lineage: Eukaryota; Viridiplantae; Streptophyta; Magnoliopsida; Fabales; Fabaceae. The record is from the annotation of a GenBank genome assembly.